Molecule: messenger RNA, 991 nt
Organism: Danio aesculapii
Lineage: Eukaryota; Metazoa; Chordata; Actinopteri; Cypriniformes; Danionidae
Exons: 7
Coding region: 86-976 (296 amino acids)
Biological process (GO): telomere capping; regulation of telomere maintenance via telomere lengthening
Cellular component (GO): shelterin complex
Molecular function (GO): telomeric repeat DNA binding
Source: RefSeq, a predicted model, not a curated record
CGCAUGCGCAGUGUCAAACAAAACGAGUCAACGGACGAAGUUGGAAACAAGACUGUUUGUUAAGCUAGAAUUUUUAAAAUAAGCGAUGGAUCUCGUCCCGUCUCUGUCCUCGCUGCGGCUCCUGGUUUCUCCUCUGCGUCUCGCAUCCGCCUUCAUGUGGCAGAUCGUCCAGGAUCAGAACGUGGAGCAGUUUGGAAAACUGGAAGAGUUUGUUUCGGUGAUGACCAACCUCGUGCCAGAACUCUUAAGCAGGAGACAGAGGGCCACUUUGAUAGUGGGGCUGCGGGCAAAGAUGAUUCUCGAGAUGUGUCGAGGUGAGCUUCCAGCAGACCUUCACACUGUCAAAUCACACAUUCACCAAAUCCAGACUGCCGAUUUACUGAAGGUGAGUGACACAGACAUGGAGAGCUUACAGGACAGCGUACUUCAACUUGUCCUCAGCUUGCUAGAGGACGCCAUGAAGCGAGAAUACUUCUUUCAGGAAGUAUUUCCAGUCGAGUACGGGCCUGACUUUGACAAAGCACUGCAAGUCCUUGUUGGCUUUUUUCUCUCCAGAUUGGAGCAACUUCUGCCGGUACCGAACUUCAAACAGCUUUCAUUGUUGCUCAGCUGCCAUCCUGGUGAGCUGGAUGGGUGUGUGGACUCGGUUUGUAAAUCACACAGUUUGCUGUCCUUGCUGCAAUCAGAUAUUUGUGGGACUCUGGAAAAAAAUGUUCUUCCAUCAAUAGUGGAGGAUCGAAUAGUCUCCUCGUUGUCACUGCCUCCUGUUGGCGACUCGGUCAUUGUAAACCAGCAGAACAAUGAUGCCACAUCACUUCUAGAGGAGUCGAAAAACGUACCAAAACAGACUGUGGACAAGACGACACUGACGGGUGAUCCAGAAGUCCAAAAUGAGGGAUGCAGCUCCAACAGCGAAUCAUCCUUCAGAGACAGCGAUGGAGAAAAGGAUACAAAUACUGAUGAACUGCAAGAGUAAGUUAACAGUUGAGUU